Aspergillus calidoustus is the source of this 1044-nucleotide messenger RNA. Lineage: Eukaryota; Fungi; Ascomycota; Eurotiomycetes; Eurotiales; Aspergillaceae. The record is from the annotation of a GenBank genome assembly.
AUGUCCCUCUCGGCUGCUAUCGACAGUGUGAGAGAAUGGACUGUAGGAAUCCUCAUGAUGGUUAACAGCUCCAGAAUUCCUCGAGGCUCACUGCCCUACCUAACAAUGGGGUACGACCCGCUGUCGUGCUUAAUCGCCUGCCUUUGCACCUCGGUCACGGCCUGGCUGUCGAUGGCAGUCCGGGCUUAUGUGCGGAUACACCUGUUUAGUGGGCCCUGGCUCGAUGAUGUCCUGGCUUUUAUUGGAACUAUCAUCUUUACGGCUGUUGCCGUUUUGUUCAUGGUCAAUUCAUGGAACCAUUUCUCUGCCGACGAGUAUGGGUUGAGCCUAGAGAUGCAGAUGACGGGGAUCAAGUUGAGCUUCAGCACCGACAUGCUAUAUCUCCUCGGUACCUUUGUCAUGAAGCUGUCCUUUGCCCGAACCCUCACCCGCAUCGUCCAAACGCCCCGUCAGACCAUCGUCCUCUAUGCGACCCUAGUGGCGGGGGCCAUUGUCACCGUGUCAACAAUCAUCCAGGGGCUCCUCUACUGCCAACCUCUCAACUCUCUGUGGGAACAACUUUCCGGAUCAGGUAGCCACGGCGACUGCCAGGCCGCGUGGACCCGGACUACCGCUGCCCUGGUUCAUGCGGCGUGGGUCUUGACGGCGGAUGUGAUACUAGGCCUUGUACUCCCCUGUAUCUUACUACGGGGAUGCAAUAUGAGUCUGCGAACAAAAAUCUCGGUCCAUGUUCUGCUCGGGCUGGGAUCAAUAGCUGGAGUUGCAACGAUUAUCCGAAUGCCGUACAUCGCAACAGGGCUCGGUGCCAACCUAAAGUUAAACAACCUUGCCGCCCUGUUCUGGGAGAUGACCGAGUUGGCCAUAAAUAUCAUAUGCACAGCCGCAGCAACGUGGAAGCCCCUAUUCCAGAAACAGGGGCGGAGAGAGCCGGUUGGGCGCGAACUGGCGAGCAGGAAGUCUCGAUUGGCGGGGGUUAUAGCGCUUGACUGGCCGCAUGACUCACAGGAGGGUCCGUUUAGUUCUAGCGAUCCUGGUAUACCAUAA